UGUCUCUUCCGCCAGCUGAAGUUGGUGCCGCAUGUGCGGCUGUGGGGGGCUGCGCUGGGGCUGGGGGCGCUGUGCCCCCAGCCCCAUGCUCCUCUUGAGUCUACUUCUGUCUUCAGCCCCGUUCGGCCUGCUUGGGGAGGAGACCCGCCAGGUGUCUCUUGAGGUCAUCCCUGACCAGUCGGGCCCCACUGGGAACCUGCUUCAUAUCCGGGCGGUAGGCGCCAACUCCACACUGCACUAUGUGUGGAGCAGCCUGGGCCCUCCCGCCGUGCUGCUGGUGGCCACCAACACCCCCCACAGCGUCCUGAGCGUCAACUGGAGCCUCCUACUGUCCCCCGAGCCCGACGGUGGCCUGAUGGUGCUCCCCAGGGGCAGCGUCCAGUUUUCUUCUGGCCUCGUCUUUACCAGGCUGCUUGAGUUUGACAGCACCAAUGUGUCUGAUGCGGCAGCAGAGCCCCCGGGAAGACCCUAUCCUCCAUACCCCUUGGCCGAGUUCUCCUGGAACAACAUCACGGACACGCUGGAUCUUGCCACCCUGAGUGCUACAUUUCAAGGCCACCCCACACGGGACCCUACCAAGGCCUUCGCCAAUGGCAGUCUGGCCUUCAGGGUCCAGGCCUUCUCUAGAUCUGGCCGGCCCGCCCGCCCGCCUCGCCUCCUGCACACUGCGGACACCUGCCAGCUAGAGGUGUCUCUGGCUGGGGCCUCUUCCCGGGGAAACCGGUCCCUGUUUGGGCUGGAGGUAGCCACCGUGGGGCAGGGCCUCGACUGCCCCUCAGUGCAGGAGCAACAUUCCAUCGACGAUGAAUAUGCACCUGCUGUCUUCCAGCUGGACCAGCUGCUGUGGGGCUCUGUCCCAUCAGGCUUCGUGCAGUGGCGACCAGUGGCUUUCUCCCAGAAGCAGGGGGGCCGAGACUCCUCCCUGCCCUGCCAAUCUUCCCCUCUUCACCCCACCUUGGCAUACUCUCUCCCCGAGUCACCCAUUGUCCGAGCUUUCUUUGGGUCCCAGAACAACCUCUGUGCCUUCAAUCUGACCUUUGGGGCUUCCACUGGCCCUGGCUACUGGGACCAAAACUACCUCAGCUGGUCGAUGCUCCUGGGCGUGGGCGCCCCUCCAGUGGAUACCUUGUCCCCGCUCGUCCUGGGCAUCAUGGCAGUGGCCCUGGGCGCGCCAGGGCUCAUGCUGCUGGGGGGAGUCCUGGUUCUGCUGCUGCGCCACAAGCGGUCCUCAGAGUACCAGUCCAUAAACUGAAGCCCUCUCUCCUCUCUGUGGGGGGACGUCACUGAGCUGCUCCGCUGUGCCUCGCGCCUCUGGAGCAGAAGUCUCCGUCUCCCACCUGGCCCUUCCCUCGUCCAUCUCGCUUUCUGCAAAGCCUCAGAGACCAGCCUUCGCCCACCCCAGUGGCUACCGUCACACCUUGGGCCAGGGUCAGGGCCAGGGUGGCUGCUGAGGGGAAGUGGCCCCCAUGCCUCCCAGAUGGGACUCACAGGCCUAGGUGAGAGGCCUGCUGGCUGUUUGGCUGCCCUGGAAGGCACGAAAUAGACUUCUUUUUCCACAAC
Lepus europaeus (European hare) is the source of this 1560-nucleotide messenger RNA. RefSeq names its product glycosylated lysosomal membrane protein (gene GLMP). Gene Ontology annotation, cellular component: lysosome. NCBI's taxonomy places the organism in Eukaryota, Metazoa, Chordata, Mammalia, Lagomorpha, Leporidae. The transcript has 6 exons. Bases 32 to 1252 code for a protein of 406 amino acids. The record is from RefSeq and is a predicted model, not a curated record.